CCGCAACGUGGGCGGGCAUCCAACUAGUUGUAAAACAAAUAACAUAUUGUCAUUUAGAUCACCCAACCUUUGUUCAAUUGUUCAUCAGUCACCUCUCUGAAUCUACACAAUAAAACUAAACCCUAGAAAUCUUGACCCCAAAUUCUUCAUCCAAUGGAGUUUUGCCCUACUGUGAAGAAUAUUUUGCUUUUGGAUUCAGAAGGCAACCGCGUAGCGGUAAAGUACUAUUCGGAUGACUGGCCAACUAAUAGUGCUAAAGAAGCAUUUGAAAAAGCUGUGUUUACCAAGACUCAGAAGACAAAUGCACGUGCGGAAGCUGAGAUAACAAUGUUUGAAAACAACAUUGUUAUUUACAAGUUUGCCCAAGAUCUUCACUUUUUUGUUACCGGGGGUGAUGAUGAAAACGAGCUCAUUAUUUCCACAGUUCUUCAAGGUUUCUUUGAUGCGGUUGGGCUUUUGCUGAGGGACAAUGUGGACAAGAAAGAAGCACUUGAGAAUUUAGAUCUCAUUUUAUUGUGCCUUGAUGAAAUUGUUGAUGGCGGAAUUAUCUUGGAAACGGAUGCAAAUGUCAUUGCUGGUAAGGUUGCAGCCCACAGUAUGGAUUCUGGAGCUCCUCUCUCUGAGCAGACGAUAAGUCAAGCAUUGGCAACUGCACGAGAACAUCUUACAAGAUCUCUCCUCAGUGUAUGAUGAUGAUGAAGAUACAGUUUGGAGUCAAGCAAGCCUAGUUUCUUGAUUUGAAGUUGAAUUCUGCAGCCAAUGUAGGCAUUUUGUCUGAUGAGAUGAUCACCAUUUGCUUUGAAUUUUUUUUUUGGAAAAUUAGACACGGAAGUUCGCUUUUGCCUUAGAUAAUCACCAUUUGCUUUAAAUAUUCGUGUGGGGCAUAUAUUUCAUGUAAGCUUUUAUACAAGAUUUUAUAGUGUGACCAUGACUAAUGUAGGUCUACCCAUCUUCGUAAUAUUUGCAAAAAACACUUGGCCUGUGUGUCA
This is a messenger RNA of Helianthus annuus (common sunflower), 989 nucleotides long. Its product is annotated as coatomer subunit zeta-1. Gene Ontology annotation, biological process: intra-Golgi vesicle-mediated transport; intracellular protein transport; retrograde vesicle-mediated transport, Golgi to endoplasmic reticulum. The record is from RefSeq and is a predicted model, not a curated record. Lineage: Eukaryota; Viridiplantae; Streptophyta; Magnoliopsida; Asterales; Asteraceae. The coding region runs from base 154 to 690 and encodes 178 amino acids. The transcript has 7 exons. Gene Ontology annotation, cellular component: COPI vesicle coat.